CCAAACGCCAUUCUGCCGGGACUCGAAAUCCGGUCCCCACCUCCCCCAGUCUCGACAUGCCAUUUUGUCUUCCCAGCUAGCCAAUCUGCCUUGCUCAGGGGCAAGGCGGGCCGUCAAGCCGUUGUUCGGGUCCCUUACCAUCGAUUCCCGAGGUUCAGACCUCAGGUCCCCCCGGAUCUCGAUAUCUUGCCAUCAGCCAUGCAGGCUCUUGUCCGCCUUAUCCUACUGGAUGCUUCUUCGCCAAACAUUGUUGCCACUGAGCAAAAUUCGAAGCAGCCGCAUGCAGCCUUUUAUAUCUCUCAUUGCCGACAAGCUCAGGUUGUCGAUCCCUUGCGGGACCGGAAAAUCACUGGGUAUUGUACUUGUCCAUCAUCUGAGACGAUGAUGACAAGCCAAGCCCCUCCACCAAAACCGGGGUCGUCGGACUGGCCCCCCAUGCUCCCAAUCGCACGGUUGGGGUUUCUUUCAACAGGGUCCACGGAAUGGCCAAUGGGGGACGUUGCCAAUUCCGCUGCUCCGUCUGGAUCACUGGUGGGUUCUCCCUAA
Colletotrichum orchidophilum is the source of this 546-nucleotide messenger RNA. RefSeq lists its product as uncharacterized. NCBI's taxonomy places the organism in Eukaryota, Fungi, Ascomycota, Sordariomycetes, Glomerellales, Glomerellaceae. The annotation marks the transcript as partial. The transcript has a single exon. The record is from RefSeq and is a predicted model, not a curated record.